Brassica napus (rape) is the source of this 633-nucleotide messenger RNA. RefSeq names its product multifunctional methyltransferase subunit TRM112 homolog A. Gene Ontology annotation, biological process: rRNA (guanine-N7)-methylation; tRNA methylation; peptidyl-glutamine methylation. The record is from RefSeq and is a predicted model, not a curated record. The coding region runs from base 77 to 460 and encodes 127 amino acids. NCBI's taxonomy places the organism in Eukaryota, Viridiplantae, Streptophyta, Magnoliopsida, Brassicales, Brassicaceae. The transcript has a single exon. Gene Ontology annotation, molecular function: protein heterodimerization activity.
AAGACUCUUCGUCUUCUUCCUCUGCGGACUGCGUUAGAUUUUGACCAGAGAGAGUAAGCAACUCAAGUCAAUAGAGAUGAGGCUGAUAACGCACAACAUGCUCUCCUGCAACAUCAAAGGAGUCACGAACGGCUUUCCUCUCAAGAUCGAAGCGGAGAAAGUGAUCGAGAAGGAAGUCGACUUCAACCCCGAGUUUCUCAGGCACAUGUUCGCCAAGAUCGAGUGGAAGGCUCUCGUGGAAGCUGCUCGUUCCUUGGGAUACGCCGAGUUGCCGGAGGAUUCCCCUGACGCGACGGCGAUUGAAUCCUCCGUCGACGACGAGUCCUUGCUGAAGAAACUCCACCACGCGUUGCUCGAGCUGCACCUGGAGGAAGGCGCGCUCGUGUGCCCCGAGACUGGACGGAAGUUUCCGGUUAACAAGGGAAUCCCUAAUAUGCUUCUCCACGAAGAUGAGGUUUAGUUAAUUGGAUUCAAAAAAAAGAAUGUUCGAUUAGGGUUGUGAUGUGAGAAUCCAUUUGGUGAUUAUUUGCAAUUCAAAAGCUUUGCGUUCUUGAAAUUGAUGUUUUCGUAUAUGAUCAAUAGUUUACUGAUUGUUUUGUGAUGUGAGAUAUGCAGUUCAAACAACAUUCUUAA